Mangifera indica (mango) is the source of this 3421-nucleotide messenger RNA. Its product is annotated as ATP-dependent DNA helicase homolog RECG, chloroplastic. Gene Ontology annotation, molecular function: nucleic acid binding; DNA helicase activity; ATP binding. Gene Ontology annotation, biological process: DNA recombination; DNA repair. The coding region runs from base 210 to 3224 and encodes 1004 amino acids. The record is from RefSeq and is a predicted model, not a curated record. Lineage: Eukaryota; Viridiplantae; Streptophyta; Magnoliopsida; Sapindales; Anacardiaceae. The transcript is spliced from 18 exons.
CCAAUUGCCACAUAAGCUCAGUAACUUCAACAUCUCGAACCGAGACGACCCGAACUUGACUCGUUUUACGGGGAUGUUAACUUCUCCCGCGUCUUGAUAAGUCUCUUCUUCUUCACUUGCUCUCAUUCACUCUCCAUCACGAUUCACAGCUUAAAUCAGCAGGUUAUGUUGUUGAGGCAUGCUCAAAUCUUCCACUUGCUUAGUUUCAAAUGGCUCUUGUAAUUGCAGUUACACAAUCAUGUGGCUUGUGUUUUAGUACGAAACAGUUGAGGAGUGCUAUAAUCUUUCAAGCUAAGAGAGGGUACCGGAAUGUUUUGGGUAGAAAUAUGAGGUUUAGUAACUUCCUAUUAUCUAAAGUAUCGCGAAUAUGUUACCGAUCAAAGCAUAAAUAUGCUGAAAAGUUGAUGGUGGAAGUAGUCAGUUAUGACUCAAAAAGCUUAUUGGAUCGCUCUAAAUUGUUUAAUAAGGUACCGGUUCUAAUGGGUUAUAAUAGUCUUAAUGAUUUGAUUGAGAACGGAGGAGGCAAAAAGCAAUCUGCUAUGAAUCAGACAGAUGCUAUGGAUGAUUUUGAUGUUUCCAUGGCUUGUAAGAGGUUUCCAUCCAUCAUUCUGGGUCACUCUCCUCCAGUGGAGUUGUAUGAUGAGACCAAGUGUAGCUCUGAAAUGAGUAAUCUUUUAGCAGCUCAAAGUGCAUUUCUCCGCAAUUCUAUGGUUGAGAAUUGGGACAUAGAUGUAGAUAGUUUCUCUGAAGCAUGGUCUUCUCUGUGCCCUGCCUCUCCAAAUGUGAUCUCUUCCAUUGUUGGGGAAGAAAAUUCAAUUAAUUUGCCUUUAUCUUCUCAGUCCAUGACUUUGAAAAUUGAAGAAAAUUUUAAUAUUCCGAUUAUUGAGGAUGAAUCUUCUUACAGUAAGCCUGAAGUUCCACCAAGUUCUGCACCUUUUGAGUUAUGGCUUGAGAGAUGUAUUAGUUGUGUCCCUGGCUUAAGUAAGAGGCUCCGUGGUCAGAUGGAAAACUGUGGCUUUCACACUUUGCGGAAAUUACUACACCAUUUUCCUCGGACCUAUGCAGAUGUACAGAAUGCUCAUAUUGACAUUGAAGACGGACAGUACUUUAUUUUUGUUGGAAAUGUUUUAUCUUCCAGGGGAAUGAGAGCUGGCUGUUCUUUUUCAUUUCUUGAGGUCAUAGUUGGUUGUGAGGUGGAAGACAACAAAAUAACUUCUGAAGAUAUGGAUAACGAUCUUGUUGUAGCUAGAAAUAGAAAAAAGAAAAUUUAUCUGCACCUGAAGAGAUUCUUCCGUGGCACUCGUUUUACAAGUAUACCUUUCCUUAGAAGCAUCGAGGGAAAGCAUAAAGUGGGAGAGUUUGUGUGUGUUACUGGUAAGAUGAAGACUAUGCAAUCUAAAGAUCACUAUGAAAUGAGGGAAUACAAUAUUGAUGUGCUGAAAGAAGAUGAUUUAUCUCUUCUUGAAAAAGGGAGGCCUUAUCCAAUAUACCCAUCAAAAGGAGGCCUAAAUCCAGAUAUUCUUAGGCAAACAAUAGCAAGUGCCUUAAAUGUGUUGCCAGUCACUUUUGAUCCCAUUCCUAAAGAAAUCACUCAGAAAUUCAAGCUUCUGAGUCUCUAUGAGGCAUAUAUUGGAAUUCACCAGCCAAAGCAUAUAGAUGAGGCUGAUUUAGCUCGCAAAAGGCUUAUAUUUGACGAAUUUUUCUACUUACAGUUGGCACGCAUAUUCCAAAUGCUUGAAGGUCUUGGUACACAAAUAGAGAAAGAUGGGUUGCUGGAGAAGUACAGAAAACCUAAACUGAAUGCUGCUUAUAUUGAGGACUGGUCCAGCCUAACCAAGAAAUUUCUGAAAGCUCUUCCAUAUUCCCUAACUUCUAGUCAGCUAAGUGCUGUUUCAGAAAUUAUAUGGGACCUCAAGCAAUCUGUCCCUAUGAAUAGGCUUUUGCAGGGUGAUGUUGGAUGUGGGAAAACUGUGGUAGCUUUUUUGGCUUGCAUGGAGGUUAUUGGCUCUGGUUAUCAGGCAGCUUUUAUGGUUCCAACUGAGUUGCUUGCUAUCCAACAUUAUGAGCACUUUCUUAAUUUGUUGGAGAUUAUGGUGCAGGACGAUUGUAAGCCUUCUAUUGCUUUACUUACAGGUUCAACCCCACUAAAGCAAUCCCGUAUGAUUCGUAAGGAUCUCCAAACAGGAGAUAUCUCUUUGGUCAUUGGAACCCACAGUUUGAUAGCUGAAAGUGUUGAGUUUUGUGCUCUACGCCUUGCUAUUGUGGAUGAGCAGCAGCGCUUUGGUGUUAUCCAGAGAGGAAGAUUUAACAGUAAGUUAUAUAAUACUUAUACAAGUUCAAGUACAGAAACUGAAAAUUCAGAUGGGUCCUCAAAAGGUGAUGGGAAUAUGGCCCCUCAUAUUCUUGCCAUGUCAGCUACUCCUAUCCCAAGGACACUUGCUCUUGCUUUAUAUGGUGAUAUGUCCCUAACACAAAUCACUGACUUACCGCCUGGAAGAAAACCAGUUAAAACCUACAUUAUUGAAGGAAAUGAUAAUGGCUUUGAAGAUGUCUACAAGAUGAUGCUUUAUGAAUUAGAAUCAGGAGGUAAAGUGUAUCUGGUGUAUCCAGUGAUUAAACAAUCUGAGCAAUUGCCUCAACUUCGUGCUGCUUCUGUGGAACUUGAAACUGUAUCAUCCAGGUUUAAAAAAUUCAGCUGCGGGUUGUUACAUGGGAGAAUGAAGAGCGAUGAAAAAGACGAAGCUUUAAGACGGUUUAGAUCUGGAGAAACACAUAUUCUGCUUUCCACUCAAGUAAUUGAAAUUGGUGUUGAUGUUCCAGAUGCAUCUAUGAUGGUUGUUAUGAAUGCUGAGAGAUUUGGAAUGGCUCAGCUACACCAACUUAGAGGACGAGUUGGACGCGGCGAGAGGGAAUCUAAAUGCAUAUUAGUAGCAUCAAGCACGAAUAGCUUAAAACGGCUGCAGGUGCUGGAGAAAUCAUCAGACGGAUUUUACUUGGCCAAUAUGGAUCUUCUUCAGCGUGGACCAGGUGACUUGCUCGGCAAAAAACAGUCGGGACACCUUCCAGAAUUUCCUAUUGCAAGAUUGGAAAUAGAUGGGAAUAUAUUGCAAGAUGCUCACUUAGCUGCCCUGAAAAUCUUAAGCGAUUCACAUGAUCUCAAGCGAUUUCCAGCACUUAAAGCAGAGCUUAGCAUGAGACAGCCACUUUCUCUAUUCGGUGACUGAGAACAGUUUUUGAUGGCGAGCGUCAAAAUAUAUUUCAGGUAACUGUAAUUUUGUAUAUAAUGUAAUGCUUAUAGUUCCAAAUUUCCAUUUGUAAACUUUGUAGUGAUGAUGCCCAAUUCUUCAAUUUUGUACUUUGUUAGUUUGUAGUAUUGAAUCCAAUUAUUUGUUCAAUUCGAAAUAACGAUAUCAUAUACAAA